AUGGAUGCCACCAGGAGCCAGGCCCAGACAGCCUCGAAUCUGGCAGAGCAGAUCCUGGCCGACUUCCAGCUGCAGGAGGCUGACUUGAAGAAGGUGAUGCGGCGGAUGCAGAAGGAGAUGGCGCGGGGCCUGCGGCUGGAGACCCACGAGGAGGCCAGCGUGAAGAUGCUGCCCACCUACGUGCGCUCCACCCCAGAGGGCUCAGAAGUCGGGGACUUCCUCUCCCUGGACCUGGGCGGUACGAACUUCAGGGUGAUGUUGGUGAAGGUGGGGGAGGGCGAGGAGGGGCAGUGGAGUGUGACGACCAAACACCAGAUGUACUCCAUCCCCGAGGACGCCAUGACCGGCACUGCUGAGAUGCUCUUCGACUACAUCUCCGAGUGCAUCUCCGACUUCCUGGACAAGCAUCAGAUGAAGCACAAGAAACUGCCCUUGGGCUUCACCUUCUCCUUCCCCGUGAGGCAUGAAGACAUCGACAAGGGCAUCCUCCUCAACUGGACCAAGGGCUUCAAGGCCUCCGGAGCAGAAGGGAACAACAUCGUGGGGCUCCUCCGUGACGCCAUCAAACGGAGAGGGGACUUUGAAAUGGACGUGGUAGCGAUGGUGAACGACACGGUGGCCACAAUGAUCUCCUGCUACUAUGAAGACCGCCGGUGUGAGGUUGGCAUGAUUGUGGGCACAGGCUGCAACGCUUGCUACAUGGAAGAGAUGCAGAACGUGGAGCUCGUGGAAGGGGACGAGGGCCGCAUGUGCGUCAACACUGAGUGGGGCGCCUUCGGGGACUCCGGUGAGCUGGACGAGUUCCUGCUGGAGUACGACCGCGUGGUGGACGAGAACUCCCUGAACCCCGGCCAGCAGCUGUACGAGAAGCUCAUCGGCGGCAAGUACAUGGGCGAGCUGGUGCGGCUCGUGCUGCUCAAACUCGUGGACGAAAACCUGCUUUUCCGCGGGGAGGCGUCGGAACAGCUGCGCACGCGCGGCGCCUUCGAGACGCGCUUCGUGUCGCAGGUGGAGAGGGCGCAGCGGCGGCGGCGGGUGGCGAGCGGGGGACCGCGGCACACACACCGCCCCGGACAGACGGCGGGGUCCCUGCGGCUCCGCCCGGCCCCGGGGCCCCCCGCCGCCUGCCGCGUCCUCAUGGGGCUGCGGGAGCCUGAGACGCACUGGCCCGCCUGA
Molecule: messenger RNA, 1176 nt
Organism: Leptonychotes weddellii (Weddell seal)
Lineage: Eukaryota; Metazoa; Chordata; Mammalia; Carnivora; Phocidae
Source: RefSeq, a predicted model, not a curated record